AUGGCCCAGUCGUCUGAUGGUCCCAGCAAGCCUUUUGUUUUUUCUUUUUCGACAGCGUUGCCGAUUCCAGAUCCCUGA
This is a messenger RNA of Penicillium oxalicum, 78 nucleotides long. RefSeq lists its product as uncharacterized. The record is from RefSeq and is a predicted model, not a curated record. Bases 1 to 78 code for a protein of 25 amino acids. The transcript has a single exon. NCBI's taxonomy places the organism in Eukaryota, Fungi, Ascomycota, Eurotiomycetes, Eurotiales, Aspergillaceae.